Effrenium voratum is the source of this 1902-nucleotide messenger RNA. The record is from the annotation of a GenBank genome assembly. Lineage: Eukaryota; Dinophyceae; Suessiales; Symbiodiniaceae.
AUGGAUGCGCUUCCCAAGUUCGGGAAGCUGAGGAGUACGAAAACCAGAGCCGUGGGGCAUGCAGCAUAUCCAAAACCAGUCGCGACUGUGAGCCAGUCUCCCGCGUUUUCUUCUACAAUCGGAGGUUGGCGAGUCAAUGGAGUCGCCAGGCGUGUGACUGGCUUCCUCAUUUGUGGCUUCGCCAGUUGGCGAAGGCGAAGAUGGAGCUGGCGAGGCAUCCGAGGGGCAUCUCAUGUCAGGUCUGGUGGCGAGGUUCUGGCGGAUUUGCGGCACGCCUUGGAUCGCGAGGGCUUGCAGGCCUACAUCGUGCCCACGGAGGAGCCCCACUUGUCGGAGAUCCCCCCGCCCUGCUUCGCGCGGCGGAAGUUCUUGUCAGGCUUCACCGGGUCUGCGGGGACCUGUGUGGUCACGGAGCGCGAGGCACUGCUGUGGACGGAUGGCAGGUACUUCACGCAGGCGGAGCUGGAGCUGAGCGACUCCUGGCAGCUGAUGAAGUCGGGGUUGAGGGGCACGCCCAAGUUGGAGGACUGGCUGGCCGCGCAUCUCAGAGAAGGGGACUGCGUGGGCAUCGACCCCAGCGUGCACUCGGCCUGUGCGGCCGGCGACCUCAAGACCCGGCUGGGUCAGAUGGGCAUCCAGCUGCGGCCUUUGGACAAGAACUUGGUGGACGGAGUCUGGCACGACAGGCCUCCCAUGCCUCAAGGCGAGUUGCGGCUGCAUCCUUUGGAGCUGGCCGGGCAGAGUGUGGAGGACAAGCUCCACAGAGUCCGGUCAGAACUGCGGGCGCAGGCUGCAGAGGUACUGGCGGUGACGGCUCUGGACGAGGUGGCGUACUUGUUCAACAUCCGCGGCUGCGAUGUCGACCGCACGCCUGUAGCACUGGCCUAUGCCUUGGUUGGAUUGAGCUCUGCGGCCAUCUUCGUCGACAAGGGCAAGCUGCCACCAGAGGUGGUCGCCCAUUUGGAGGCCGCCGGUGUGGAGGCAUAUGACUAUCAGCAGUUUGUUCCCGCACUGAAGGCGAGUGGCCAGAAAGUUUGGAUGGACACGAAGCGCUCCAAUUACUCACUUCUGCUGGCGGUCGGGCUCGAUGGGCCUAAAGUGACGCUUCCAUCGCCCAUAUCGUCAAUGAAGGUAUGCAAGAAUACAUGCGAGGUUGAUGGCAUCAUUGCAGCGCAUCGCCGUGACGGUGCUGCCAUGUGCGGUGCGCUGGCACAGCUGAAAAACAUGGUGACCGGUGGCCAGACACUGACUGAAGUAGACGUCGACCUUGCCGUGACAGAAGCCCGUGCGGCACAAGAAGGCUACGUGGACAACUCGUUUGACACCAUUGCGGGAUAUGCUGCCAACGGCGCCAUUGUGCACUAUGUAGCGCAGGCUGAAUCUGCAGCCACAGUCGGUAUGGACUCCUUCCUGUUGCUGGAUUCCGGGGCCCAAUAUGUGGACGGCACAACUGACGUCACCCGGACACUGCACUUCGGCACUCCUACAUCUGAAGAACGUGAGCUCUUCACUCGCGUGCUGAAAGCACACAUUGGUCUGGCCACCGCGAUCUUCCCCACGGAUCUCCCCUGCUUCGCCCUGGAUGCUUUUGCCAGGCAACCGCUGUGGGCAGCUGGCCUGGACUACCGCCACGGCACGGGCCACGGCGUGGGCGCGGCGCUGGGGGUCCACGAGUUCCCGCCCUACCUGGGCCAGCGCUGGGAAAGCCGCGAUGCACUGAAGGCUGGGGGUGAGCAACGAGCCCGGGGUGUAUUUGGAAGGUCGUUUCGGCAUUCGGAUCGAGAAUCUCAUGCUGGUGGUGCCAAAGGAGGAGCUGGCAUCGAAGGGGAGCUUCCUUGGCUUCACGCCGGUGACCUUGAUCCCCAUUCAGAGAAAUCUGGUGGAGGUCUCGCUGCUGACUGA